ACGAGAGAUGCAUCCACCAGGGAGGGAUACGAUGACUGGCACGGCACGUUCUUCAGCUAUCUCUCGUUUGAUGUGAUUCAUUUCCGAUCAGCUGAAUUUUCACCUGACGCCAGCUUUUUCAUCUGGUCAUUUCUGGAAGGAAAACCUUCCUCGCUUCAUCUUUUCAAGGUUCUUGUCCCAAAGAAAAGAAUCUUUCGUGGUUCUUUAGGAAUUUCAGAGAUUUUACCUUUACCAUAACCCUCGUUUCUUGAAUCUCUCUGCUCCGAUUAGUCCAGUUCGAGAUUUUACUUUCUUUAGCAGUAGUAUUAUUCCAGUUCCAGCCCCAAUGUAUGAUGAAUGCGUUUAAUCCGUUUAGGGUGUUUUUUGGAUGGGGAUGAUCUAAUGCUUGGAUUGAUUCGUUGGGUUAUUUGAUUCUUUCUGGGCAUGCCUGAGAAUUUGCUCUCUCCUAAAUUGGAUUCAAUCUAUGAGGACAACCCAUUCAUUUGGGUCUGGUAGUCCCAAAUCCUUCCAAGCCUACCCUAGAGGGGAUUUUGACCUAGAAUCUGGGAUUCUCAAAAGAAGCAGAAAUCCCAAAAGGCCUCCUUUUCAUCCCAUCAGAAUGAUCAAGUCAUUGGGUAACCGGAUAAAGCACUACUACAAGGUUCACCCGAUUUUGCUCUUCUUGAUCUCAUUUUGCGCUGCGGUUAUUGUCAUUGUUAUGUUGUCUUCAUUCGAGACCCGGUUUCGGCUGAUGGGUACAUUCAAGAAACUCAAUGAGAGUGCAGAAAUGUAUCCAUUUUCGACAUUCAAGAAUCUGGUCAUGGUUGCGGGGCAUUCCGUUUAUACGAGCAGUAGCUGUGAGAGUGUGGACAAGGAGAAUGCUUGGUUUCUGGAGUCAUACCAGAAGCAUCCUGGCCAAGCUGAAACUUUUGUCGCGCAUAUACAGAAGGGAGUUGAACUAGCUGCAAGAGAUGGCGCUGCAUUGCUCCUGUUCAGCGGUGGCGAGACAAGGAAAGAGGCUGGGCCCAGAAGUGAGGCACAGAGCUAUUGGGUUGUCGCCGAAUCUAAAGGAUGGUUUGGAAACCAAGAAAGUGUGAGGGGCAGAGCACUCACCGAAGAACAUGCAAGAGAUAGUUUUGAGAACCUUCUUUUUAGUGUUUGCCGGUUCCGUGAACUUACUGGUUCAUAUCCACAUAAUAUAACAGUGGUGGGUUAUGACUUUAAGGCAGAGAGAUUUGUUCAGCUGCACCGCACGGCCAUAGGAUUCCCAGAGAGUAGAUUCUUUUACUCGGGGACCCUAUCCUCGCUGGCUUCAAGGGAAGGGGCUUUGAAAGGUGAGGCUGUGGUGAGAGGUCAGUUUGAGGAUGAUCCUUAUGGGUGUAAGGGCUCACUGUUUCGGAAGAAACUGGGACGCGAUCCAUUUCACCGUUCAAUCCCUUACCCCAAUGGGUGUCCUGAAAUUGAAGGGCUGUUCAGAUACUGUGGUGCAGCUCCCUAUCCAGGUUCCUUGCCUUGGGGCCCUGUAGAUAGUUGAUGUUUUUUUUCCUUUUUCUUUUUUUAAUCAAUUGAAAUGCUUAUGUAUCUCUGGCAGUUCCCUUGCCUUUUGUUUACAAGAAUGUACUCCAUGUUCUGUUAUGUUUUUUUGUCCAUGAUCUAUGAGAUUUCAUUGU
Molecule: messenger RNA, 1649 nt
Organism: Cuscuta campestris
Lineage: Eukaryota; Viridiplantae; Streptophyta; Magnoliopsida; Solanales; Convolvulaceae
Source: the annotation of a GenBank genome assembly